AAUUUCAUCCCCACACAGCUCCCUUGAGAGCAUACUACGUACCUCUGUCGCAAAGCUCUCCAGUACUUUAUUCCCAAUAGUAGUCACAUCGCAUAUCCAACAACCUAAUCAUUUCACAAACCACUACCAAUCCUUCCUCCAUUCGCAAUCUAACAAGCCCCCGCCAUGAACCGUCUCUUUGGAGCCAAGAGCACGGCACCCAAGCCGACGCUCAACAGCGCCAUAACUAAUGUGGACACCCACGUGGAAUCACUCGACGUGAAGCUGGCCAAGCUGAACGCCGAGCUGACGGCCUACCAGCAACGGAUGGCGAAGAUGCGCGACGGGCCCGGGAAGACGGCGAUCAAGCAAAAGGCGCUCAAAGUGCUACAGCGGCGCAAAAUGUACGAAGGGCAGCGGGACCAGCUGCAGCAGCAGUCGUGGAACAUGGAACAGGCAGGGAUGAUGCAAGAUAAUUUGAAAAACGUCAUGACGACAGUGGACGCGAUGAAGACGACGACCAAGGAGCUGAAGAAGCAAUAUGGAAAAGUGAAUAUCGACAAGAUUGAAAAGAUGCAGGAUGAAAUGGCGGACCUCAUGGAUAUUGGCAAUGAUAUUCAGGAGAGUAUUUCUCGCAGUUACGACAUUCCGGAUGAUGUGGAUGAGGCUGAGCUCGAUGCCGAGCUGGAAGCGCUGGGUGAAGAGGCAGAAUAUGAAGGGCUCGGCGCAAUCGGGGCGGAAGCGGAGGGGACGCCGAGCUUCAUGGUCGAUGAGGUCAAGGCGCCGGAGUUUAUCGAUGAGCCGCCAGAGGCGAAUAAGGUCAAGGAGGCUGCUGGGUAGACGUGUGGCACAAACGCGCCGGACAUGAUGGUCUUGUUGGUGUUUAUUUUUCCUCCAAUUCAGUACUACUUGCGAUAGCUGGCAUCUUUUUCUUUGGCAGCAGGACUGGUCAGUCGAAUUUUGUUGUUUUUAAUCGUUUAUGGUUUUUUUUUUCUUAUUUGAAGUAUAACGUUUGGUAUAUACAUUGAUAUCCU
Messenger RNA from Xylona heveae TC161, 1013 nucleotides. Its product is annotated as charged multivesicular body protein-like protein 5. The record is from RefSeq and is a predicted model, not a curated record. Bases 166 to 819 code for a protein of 217 amino acids. The transcript has 2 exons. Lineage: Eukaryota; Fungi; Ascomycota; Xylonomycetes; Xylonales; Xylonaceae. Gene Ontology annotation, cellular component: multivesicular body. Gene Ontology annotation, biological process: late endosome to vacuole transport via multivesicular body sorting pathway; vesicle budding from membrane.